UGUUGAUACGGCUCAGAAAACAUCACAGACAGUGGGACUCGGGUGUCACACUCAUCGUAGACAGUCAUGACUCAGAGUUAUUUUCAGAGGAUGUACUUGAUUUCUGCUAAAUUUAAGUGUGAAAAAUCGCAUAUUCUUCCUUUAACGUUAUUCUCUCAACCUCGGUUUGUGUUAAAGUGCUAUAACUAGCAAACUUUGUAUACAUUUGAGUAUUAACGCUAAUGUAAAAUUGUGCUAUUUACUAACUGAACAUUUUGCUGUUUGACUCCUUGUAUGAGUUUUUCUACGCUGUGGAAAUGCUACUUUAACUUCUGUAGAAUAUCUUCAUCCACCGCUGAAAAUAGCCUUUGUUGGCACUGCGUAUAGACAUGAGUUGGACGUGGGCACAAUGUUUAAAAAUGCGUCUUUGUCUCUCAGAGAAAGAGCUCAAGAAGAGGUGGGAUUCUCUGAGAACCCAGUACGCCCGCUACAAGCGACUUGCUCCACCUGGAAGCUCUGGAGCCCAAAAGAGUAGCAGGCAGCGGUGGAUCCUGAACCGGCUGCAGUUUUUGGAGCCACACACAAAGAGGAGGAAGACCCGCUCAAAUCGUGCUAUCAGGAAACUGGCUGACUCUGACUCGCCCUCUGAUGGCACCAGCAGCGAGACCGGAACCAGGUCCCCUCUAGAGGAGUCCAGCACCCCUCUGAAGGAGCCCAGCGUCUGUGAGGCUACAACAGGGACAUGCACUCGCCUGGCAGAGUCCACCGUCUGUGGAGAGGACUCUCGACCUGAGCCGUUGCCAACCACCUCUAGGUCGGUAACUCCCAGGCCUCGGGCGACGAGAAGCAGAAGGAUGCUCGACGAGUCUGCCAGUGAGGAGUCGGCUUACUUACUCCGGACAAUCAGAAAAAGCCUGGAGGGCCUAGCUUCUGAGAAAGACACAGAUGACAUUGCUAUGUAUUGCAAGAACUUAGAGAAAAGAUUGCGGAAGUUGCCUCCACAUGUGCGGCCAUAUUUACAGCAUGAGGUGGACAACUGCCUGUCUAAAUAUUUAGCGUACCAGAGCCAGUUAACUCAGUUGUAAAAGAUUGAUAUUAUUUUAUUGUAUGUCUUUAAUUGUACAUAUUUUAUUGUAUUUAUUGUAUGCUGCUUUAUGACUUUGUUAUAUUGACACAAAACGCUUUGACUUUAAUAAAGACAAUAGCACUUCUUUGGCAAUAUAGAAAGAUAGAUUUACUUUAUUGAUCCCAAACUGGGACAUUGUGUUGUUACAGAAGCAGGCUAUCAGAGCCAAUAAAACAAUAUAAGAAUAAAUAAAAAGUAAAUAAGCACUAAUAAUAUAAAGAAUAAGAAGAAAUAAACAUCUCACAAAAAGUAAGGAAAUGUGUCUUUGGUAGAUUAUUUCUUUGUAACAAUGCUUUUUGGCAAUGCAUCUUACACUGCUGGAAAGCCUGUUUAUUUCCCUUUUUAAAUGGUGCCAUUGGGGUGCUGGUGGCGCAGUGGUUAGAGCGUGCACCCCAUGUAUGGAGGCUGUAGUCCUCCUGGCGGGCGGCCCAGGUUUGGGUCCAACCUGUGGCUCCUUUCCCGCAUGUCGUUCCCCACUCUCUCUCUCUCUCCCUGAUUUCCGACUCUAUCCACUGUCCUAUCU
This is a messenger RNA of Labrus mixtus (cuckoo wrasse), 1628 nucleotides long. RefSeq lists its product as uncharacterized. Gene Ontology annotation, biological process: regulation of transcription by RNA polymerase II. Gene Ontology annotation, cellular component: nucleus; transcription regulator complex. The transcript is spliced from 2 exons. The record is from RefSeq and is a predicted model, not a curated record. Bases 369 to 1064 code for a protein of 231 amino acids. NCBI's taxonomy places the organism in Eukaryota, Metazoa, Chordata, Actinopteri, Labriformes, Labridae.